This is a messenger RNA of Xenopus tropicalis (tropical clawed frog), 1342 nucleotides long. It is a transcript of the gene ly6g6c, whose product is annotated as lymphocyte antigen 6 family member G6C. The record is from RefSeq and is a predicted model, not a curated record. The transcript has 4 exons. Lineage: Eukaryota; Metazoa; Chordata; Amphibia; Anura; Pipidae. The coding region runs from base 117 to 476 and encodes 119 amino acids.
CCACAGGCCCCUCCCCUAGGAGCUGGGGUAUAUAAAGGUGGGCUAGACCUUCCCCCCAGCACAGACUCUAUAGAAGUGACACAGCUGCAGGGAACGUCUGAGUCUUCUCAAGCACCAUGAAGUUGCUUUUGUCCUUGUCUGUGAUUAUUGGAGCCAUUGUGAUGGCAUCUACCUUGACAUGCAAUGUUUGCAAUUUUCGGUUCCUGUUCGUUUGUAUUGGCUCUUCCUCAACAAUAAGCUGUACUGGAAACUGCUCGUUAACCCAAACUUUUGCUGGCAGCGCUCCCUUUUUCAGCCAACAGGCAUGUGAUACAAAUUGUGUUUCAAACACUACCACCCAAAAAGAGAAUGUCUUUGGCUUAAACUACGUAAAGACCUGCUGUAGCACAGACCUCUGCAACAGUGGCAAUUCAGCCAAGCUCUCUCUGUCCCUGGGGCUAAGUAUGCUCCUCCUGUGGCUGCUAAAGUGUGUGUAAAACUUGGCAAAAUGAGCAAUACAGUGAACUGAAAAUGUACAAUUUAAGGACUGCUUGUAACUUCUUUUAAAACCAGGUUCAAAGUGUGUAUAAAAAACCCAAAAGUGCUUUACCUAUUAAUAUAGACUGUCCCCAAGCAAACACGUGUUUAUAAAGGGCAGCUAUGAUUACUUGUGUGGAAAUGAGGUCUCGCUGAAGAACUAAUUCACAUGGAAAUGUUAUCUGGCGCUUUCUCCUAAUGUUACUUUUAUUUGUAUGUUUGUUUUUAUAAGGAUACUGGAGAUGCCUAAAUAUUGAUCAUACAAACAGAAUGCAUUCCAUUUCUUUAUUGAGUUGUUUCUUGUUUCUUAACACUAGCUACCUUAUAUCAACCCCUUCCCACCAUUCAGCGCCCAGGUGAUAAAACUAAAUUUAAAGGGGUGGUGGCUUGAAUGAGAGAUUGGAAGAUGAAUAGGAGAAGGGCUAGAUAAAUAAUAAAGCAACAAAAACAUUGUAGUAUCACAAAACUAAGAUUUUUUGGGCUUCUGUGGUCAGUAACCCCCAUUUUAUUGCUGGGCAGAAGAGGAAUGAAAAUAAUUCAAAAGCUAUAAAAAAAUUAAGACCAAUAAUAGGACAUUCUAUUACAUACUAAAAGCUAACUUAAAGGUGAACUACCUCUUUAAGACAUAAUAUCAAGAAUGUUUGAUGCAGUACUCCAAACCCAUAGCAGCUAAGCAGCAGGUAGCAUAAACCACUGGUCAGCCAAACAGCUGAUACCACUGCUUGGUCACCAGGAACAAGAAGCAUAUGUUGACACAAGUGCGGGACAGUCCCUCUUUGGAGAGCGCGGCCUACAGUCUCGGAUUCUUACUGAAAAGUCCCUCAUU